AUGGUCUUGAGAUGCCCUAAAUUCGGCAGUGCCGAAAGGGCCCCAGGAGUAGGAGAAGCUGCGACUGCUCAGAAAUAUGUGUAUGUGCAGGAGUUACCGAACAAAAUGGUGCUGAUUAUGCGUCAAGCGUCUAAUUAUUCAGGAUGCUUCGCUCAACUGGAAAUGCUCCUGCGUGCAUACGCGAGGUGCAUAUCCUGUGCUACUUUCUUUAACCUCUGGGUAAACGUACUCCCCCAUUGCGGAAAGAAGUACAGACAGUUCAAGCAAUCGGCGGUAGAAGCCCAUGCAGAAAGCCUGGAUUGGGAGCUCUUCAUUAGAUUAGAACCCAUGUCGGCUUUCUACAUAGGCUUCUCUGCCCUACUGCUUCAAAAAUGUGUACUUUUGUCCGCAGUUGGGGAGUGUGGUUACCCAGAAGUUAAAGAAAUCAACACGGGAAAUGCUUCUCGCGUAAACGCUCAGGAGCAUUUCCUGCUGAGUAAAGCACCAUGA
Messenger RNA from Eimeria maxima, 489 nucleotides. RefSeq lists its product as hypothetical. Bases 1 to 489 code for a protein of 162 amino acids. Lineage: Eukaryota; Apicomplexa; Conoidasida; Eucoccidiorida; Eimeriidae. The record is from RefSeq and is a predicted model, not a curated record. The transcript is spliced from 2 exons.